CUGCUGCGGGGGCCAAUCUCAGCUAGCUCGCUUUUUCCCAGCGGCCUCUGCGGGAGCGGUGGGUGUUGUACACAAUCAUCAUGGCGGCGGCCGGAGCCCCGGAUGGCAUGGAGGAACCUGGCAUGGACACGGAGGCCGAGACGGUGGCGACCGAGGUCCCCGCGCGGCCCCUGAACUGCGUGGAGGCCGAAGCCGCGGCGGGGGCGGCAGCGGAGGACUCCUGCGCUGCGCGAGGUAGCCUGCAGCCGGCCCCGGCCCAGCCCCCUGGGGACCCUGCGGCCCAGGCCUCGGUCAGCAACGGCGAGGAUGCGGGCGGCGGCGCAGGCAGGGAGCUGGUGGACCUGAAGAUCAUCUGGAAUAAGACUAAGCACGACGUGAAAUUCCCCCUGGAUAGCACAGGCUCCGAGCUAAAACAGAAGAUUCACUCGAUUACAGGUCUCCCCCCUGCCAUGCAGAAAGUCAUGUAUAAGGGACUCGUCCCUGAGGAUAAGACGUUGAGAGAAAUAAAAGUGACCAGCGGAGCCAAGAUCAUGGUAGUUGGCUCCACGAUAAAUGAUGUUUUAGCCGUAAACACACCCAAAGAUGCUGCCCAGCAGGGUGCAAAGGCCGAAGAGAACAAGAAGGAGCCGCUCUGCAGGCAGAAGCAACACAGGAAAGUGUUGGAUAAAGGAAAGCCCGAAGAUGUGAUGCCAUCUGUUAAGGGUGCCCAGGAGCACCUGCCAACGGUACCCUUAUCCGGCAUGUACAACAAGUCCGGAGGCAAAGUGAGACUCACCUUCAAGCUGGAACAAGACCAGCUGUGGAUUGGCACUAAAGAGCGGACUGAGAAAUUGCCCAUGGGCUCCAUUAAAAAUGUGGUCAGUGAACCUAUCGAAGGACACGAAGACUACCACAUGAUGAGCCGUUGGAGUAUUGCUUUACAGAGCUCAGUAAAUUUGCUAGAACGAUCUCGAGCUCUAGCUCCUGACCCUGUCUGCAUGGAGACCUUGCUGGGAGCCCUCGGGAUAGCAGAGGUGGACGGCAGCAGAAGCCACUGGGAGAAGUAUUUGACUAAGAUCCAUGUCUGGGUCACAGCAGUAUUCCCGGUUUUUCCCUCUGUCCCGUGAGCAGUCUCUUCCUAACCUUGUUUUCGGUCCAGAAUGUUCCGACUAAAUCUGUGUUAGCAAAUUGAAGUCCUUGUUCCCCCUCGGUGGCAUCACAGUGUUAAUUUGUCCUCAGGAUUGUUUCUGUGCAGUUCCUUCGCUGGGGUCGUGCCCUCCCUCACCGUGGCAGAGGACAGGCACCAGGAGGAGCUGGUCCUGGGGAGGGGCUGGGCACGCAAGGAGCCAGGCUCGACAUCUUUUCCCUGUGGGGAGCUUCGCCAAGCCUCCCCAGGGGCUGCUUUCUCCUCCAGGCUUUGUGCUGGCGAUCAUCCUCCGGGGCUUUGCUCACGGACGGCAGGCCUUUCUUCCCUCCCCGAGAGCACUGGCAGUCACCCCUGCCAGAUGCCAGGCCCUUGCAGCUCUGUUUCUGCCAGUCCGGUCCUCUGAAAAGCUGCCUCGCGAGCUGCUGGAACUCCUCUGGUAUGAAGUAUUUUAGUUGAAGCUGGGCCUUGCGCAAGUAGCGUUCGCUCUCUUUAGAUGAGACUGAACCGAGCUAAGGGUGCUCCGUGGACACAGUGGGGGCCGGCGAGGCCUCGGUAGGCACUUAUUUGCUGCUCUGCCUUCCAAGGCCCAAAGAGACCAACUCUGCCACUUGGCCACGUCUCAGAAAAGUUGCCAUAUUUCAGCCAGAAGGGACUUGCUUUCCUCUUCUCUUCACUUUAACCAUGUGCCUGGAGGAGCCAUCCUGGCUCUUGCAUUUGGCCUCCCCUUUCUUUGCUGGGGCAGCGAAGGGGAAGGGAUAGACUCCGUGUGCCAGGGCCAUGCAAGGGCAGGCUUGCUUUCCACCCCAUCUUCUGAGGGAGACCUUUCUCUUGCUCCUUGCUGCUCUCUUCAUGCCUAUUGUCUUGGAAAAGGAUGGUCCCUUGGUCUGAAGGCUUUGUGAGGAAGUCCUCUCCAGCGAGGACUGGCACCUGUUUCCUUCUUAAUAGGGCCGGACGGCCUCUCCGGAGUUACAGGUGGUCAGGAGCCCUCCGAAGUGCAGAAUUUCUGGCACCUCGACCUGCCAGGCUGGGUGGUUCUACUGCUUUCUAAAUUUCUAGAAACCUCUUUCCUUUUCUUUCUUAAAGAGUUCUGCAGAAUUAUUUGACAAUAUACGUAAGUACCAUGUUUCCUUGUGGUGUGCACUCUGUUCUGGUUUCUGUUUUUAAAUCAAAUGCCUGUUUGGGAGGAGAUGAACGUAUUUAGUCUAUUAGAUCUGCGCUGCUGGAUUUUUUUUAAAGUGUAACCUUGACUAGCUGUCUUAUUGUUUAUCCUGUAAGAUUAGUCUAUCAAUUAAAGUUUGAUAAUUAA
Messenger RNA from Neogale vison (American mink), 2432 nucleotides. It is a transcript of the gene UBFD1, whose product is annotated as ubiquitin family domain containing 1. Gene Ontology annotation, molecular function: cadherin binding; RNA binding. Lineage: Eukaryota; Metazoa; Chordata; Mammalia; Carnivora; Mustelidae. The transcript is spliced from 7 exons. The coding region runs from base 81 to 1106 and encodes 341 amino acids. The record is from RefSeq and is a predicted model, not a curated record.